Molecule: messenger RNA, 730 nt
Organism: Caenorhabditis elegans
Lineage: Eukaryota; Metazoa; Nematoda; Chromadorea; Rhabditida; Rhabditidae
Gene: Y53H1B.2
Product: Slit-like 3 protein
Exons: 4
Coding region: 13-681 (222 amino acids)
Source: RefSeq, marked reviewed
GCUCAAAGUGCGAUGCGUUCAGCUCUCUGGUUGUUCCCGGUCUUCUAUUUGGCUCAAGGCUACGUGUUCGACUGUCUUGAUGAUUGUGAAUGUGAUACUGUCGAUGAGGUGAUCCAUUGUCACAACGGGGACCGUACAAAACUUAAGCUACCGGCCAGCUCUCGACUCCGUGGAUUUCCAGUCAUCGGGCUCACCUAUAACAAAAUCGAGAGACUUCCCGAUGAGGAGACACUUCUUGCGAAAUUCCCGGAUUUGAAGAUCAUUGACGUCGAGCGCAACCCGGAUUUCGAUUGCACCACUGUCAAUGACUACGAGCACAUCAAAAUCGUGUCCGACUGCUUCAAGAACAUCACCGAAAUCAGCAAAGUACCAAAAUUGUUCCGCCCGACGAGAGAAUGUGAUGUGGCUUGCCAGGCCUCAAAACAUUACGCCAAGCUCCACGAAUACGUGCUCUCACUUUGGGAGAUCCUCAAGGACAAGUACGAGAACUUUGAUCUUGAUACCACCCUCCGAGACAUCCAGGACUUUUUCACAUUGGUCGUGAAAAAGAUCAACAACGUCGGACAGGAUAUCAAUAACCGUCUGGAAUCCGCAAAGACUGCUAGAAACCACCCGAAACAGGUCACCCCAAUGCCAGAUCUUACCGAGGUUCAGAUUCAGGGAGAGGAGACUGAUGUUUAACCUUUUUUUUUGUAAAUUAAUGUGGUAUGACCAAUAAAGACUAGAUAUU